Molecule: messenger RNA, 1822 nt
Organism: Zymoseptoria tritici IPO323
Lineage: Eukaryota; Fungi; Ascomycota; Dothideomycetes; Mycosphaerellales; Mycosphaerellaceae
Exons: 10
Coding region: 1-1764 (587 amino acids)
Biological process (GO): amino acid transmembrane transport
Cellular component (GO): vacuolar membrane
Molecular function (GO): amino acid transmembrane transporter activity
Source: RefSeq, a predicted model, not a curated record
AUGACUAGCAUCGCGGGAGCGAAGCUGAGCACUAUCGAUGCUCGAGACGGCGGCAGUGACCAAGCCGAGACUCGGGCUGCUUCCUCCAUCGGCGUCAUCAACAAGCAUGUAACAUUCGAGGAGUAUGUCUACUCGGCCGAUCGAGCACGAGCAUUCGAGAGCACACUCGUGACAGAGAAUACAAUCGAUCAACUCAAAAAGCUGUUCACGGGGAAGAAGCUUGCCACGCAACCGACAGAGCUUCAAACCGACUACUCCAGUGUCACGCCCCCGGAAAAGCAUGGUUCCAAUGUGGCCAGGCUAACCACGGAGGAUGGCAACGGAGUUACUGAGCUCGAAUGGGAACGAGCACAGCGCGCGACAAGGACGGCGACAUGGAUCACUGUGUUCUACUUGAUCACUACGGACAUUUUGGGACCUUACAAUGUUCCAUGGGCCGUGUCAAGGAUGGGGUAUGGACCUGGCGUCGCUCUCUACACUGUCUUUGGAGGAUUCGCGUUCUACUCAGGUCUUCAGCUGUGGAAACAAUUCUGUGGACUGGACAGUCCGCGGUAUCCCAUGCGUAAUUACGGAGACCUGGGCUUCCGAAUCUUCGGCAACUGGGCUAGGAUGGUUAUCAAUGUGCUCCAAAGCUGUCAGUUCUUUCUGAACGUGACGCUCAUCACUGUGAGCAAUGGACAAGGGCUGCAGCAAAUGGCCGCAGGUGCGAGUGGGAAAGGCUUCUUGUGCUUCGUCGUCGCCGAAGUCAUCUUCAUGCUCCUUGGUUUCGUUCUGGGACAAAUUCGAACUCUGCAACGGCUGGGUUUCUUGGCUAAUAUUGCCGUCUGGCUGAACAUCUUUGUGAUUUUCAUGACUAUGGGCGUCACUUCAGUUUUCAAGCCGAAUUACGAAGCUGCUCAAGCUUCAUAUGGAGUGGCGCCUGGACCUGUCCAAACCAGUGCCAAUUGGCCAGAAGGAAGUAAGCUCAUUGAUCGAGUCAAUGGGCUGAUGAACGGAGUGUUUGCUUAUGGAGGAGCUACGCUAUUCACCGAACUAAUGGCAGAGAUGCGACGGCCGAACGACUUUUACAAAUCCCUCAUCUGUGCGGAGAUCUUCAUCUUCUCGAUGUACAUCACGAUCGGCAUGGUCGUAUACACUUAUCAGGGCCAGUUCACGUUCAAUCCGGCCUAUCAAGGUGAAGUCAUAGGUAUUCCCAACUCGGCUUACGCCUGGCAGACGGUCGGCAACGCUAUUGCAUUUGUCUCCGCAUUAAUCGCAGCGGUACUGUAUGGAAAUAUUGGCGUGAAGGUCCUCUACGCUUCUGUCUUGCGUGAUGUCUUUCACUUCCCUGCGCUUGACACGAAGAAGGGAAAGUUGGUAUGGAUGGUGCUCGUCCCCAUCUACUGGGCACUUGCGUUCAUCUUUGCUGCAGCAAUUCCGCAGCUCUCCAAUCUGGCCGCCUUUGUUGGAGCAGCUUUCAUCCUACAAUUCAGCUAUACCUUUCCGCCGAUCCUCAUGGUGGGCUUCAAUUGCCAAAAGGACGCCAUUCUGCCGGAAGAGCUCGACACCACGGUGGGCGGCCGAUUUGUCCGCGUCGACUCCGGACCGCAGCGAUGGAUACGUGGCUACCGCAAGCAGUGGCUGCUGAACACUUUCAACGUGAUCUAUUUCGUCGCUUCGCUGGCAGUUGCAGGAUUGGGGAUUUAUGCAUCGAUCCUGGGCAUGAGGGCUUCCUUCAAGUCGACGCCCCUGACGCCUUUUACUUGUGGCAGUCCCACUGGUUGAAACAUGGGACGUCGGCUACUUUCGUGCGACAGACAGCCUUGACCAUUCAACCAACCUG